This is a messenger RNA of Schistocerca cancellata (South American locust), 2890 nucleotides long. RefSeq names its product TBC1 domain family member 22B (gene Tbc1d22). Gene Ontology annotation, biological process: activation of GTPase activity. The record is from RefSeq and is a predicted model, not a curated record. Gene Ontology annotation, molecular function: GTPase activator activity. Bases 1052 to 2635 code for a protein of 527 amino acids. Lineage: Eukaryota; Metazoa; Arthropoda; Insecta; Orthoptera; Acrididae. The transcript has 11 exons.
AAAAGAUGCAAUUUGCGCGCGCACGCUGGCUAGUGGCUAUUGUGUGUGAGUGAGUCGUUCAACAUUUAUGCGGAUGUGUAUGUAAGUGGGAGGGGUGGGGGGAAAUGUCUGUAGCACAUAACCGAAGAUAACGCAACUAUCUAAGGUUAAAACAUUCUGUGACAACAGAAAAUAGGCUGGGUUCACUGUGGGUAAAUUACCCGAAUUAAUGACUGUUCGGAAUUAAAAUAAUCCCACAGCCUUUGCAAUUUAACUUCGAGGUGUGGACUACUGAAGAGCAGUAUGUAACCUCUGAAAUGUUUAGUAGGGAUAGCGGUUACCGUGGUUUCGGCAUGUGAAACGUGUGCUAUCGGUACGUUUAAAUGCCUGUGUUGAUGAUUGCAUGUAUUUUUCAUUUAUUUAAACUGGAAGAAAAUAUGCUACGUUUAGCGUCUAUGUCGCAUAAAUACGGAUAAAACCACUGAAGAACAAGAAAGCUGACAUGAGACUAGCUGAUUAUUUCGGCUUUUGAAGAUAUAGAUCUCAACAAUUAAAGACUUAGAGGAGAGAGAGCGAAUAGACACAGAAGAACCAGUAAAACGCGAUGAGAGUAUAACUUACAGUUUAUAGUGAAGUGGAGUAUUUGCAACAAUUGUGAAGUGCUGUUUGAAAUGAAUGUAAACUUUGAUUGAGUUCAUUUACUGGAGGGUGUAAAUGUCGGUAAACCAUACCAAGAGACAGUUAUGGAAAACAGUGCUACUGGAAGAACAUGAAAAUUUAUAAAAUAAACUUAGGAGUCCGGGGUGUCGUAUAAGAAACUCGAGGUGCCCUAGAAACCUCCAGUUUCCGUGCAGUACUGCUGCAAUGACAGUAACCAGCCCUUAAAAGCUUCUGCAUCGGUGUCUGCUACUUUCCCUUUGAGUACACUUUAAAAUAUGUGUAAAUAAUUAUUUAAUGGAAUCAAAAAGGGGUUAUGUCAGUUAUCCGUUGCUGACAGCUGAGUUCGUGGUUGGCAAUCACAAGAUUGCUUGGUUUCCUACUACCUUCCUAAUGAUGCUGAGUUGAGUGGAAUAUGGAAGAAGACACAGAUGCAAGAUCUUUUUGGAAGAAAAAUGCAAAAGCUGUUCCAGGAAGACCAAGCCCCAAAAGGGAGUCCAGACCACAGAGGCAGCGAGGUGCAUCAAGCUCAACUUCAUUCCAAGAUUUCCAAGAAAGCGUCAGUGAUGCAUGGGAUAUAGGUGAUGAUGAAUUUUGUGUUAUAUCAGAUGUAAAGAUUUCUAAACGUGUGGCACAAUCAGCUGCAAUGACUGUGAUUAACAGUCAUCGCCAUACUUCCUCCGAAGCAGCAUUUGCUGAUAUUUCUCCACAUACGCAGAAUUUCAAAUCUGAGGGAAAUGUGCUUACCUUUUCUGCAAAAAGAGCAUCCUCACUGUCACCUGUGCGAAGUUCACAACAACAACAACAACAACAACAACAACAACAACACCAGCAGGAGCAGCAGCAGCAGCAGCAGCAACAACAACAACAACAACAACAACAAAGUUCUACGCUGCCACAACACUGUUCUCCAACAGUGUCUCGUAACUAUCCUGGAAGACCACGACCCAUGCUUUCAAGUCAGGGUCGCUCAAAGAUUUGUCUUUCCUCUAAGGAAGGCUCAGAUUCAGAAGGAAGUAAGCUAGAAAGGUUUCAACCAUUACUGGAAAGUUCUCUUUUGAAUUUAGAAGACCUCAGACACCUUAGUUGGUCUGGCAUUCCAGUAAAAGUGAGACCAAUCACGUGGCGCCUCCUAUCUGGUUAUUUACCAGCAAGCUUAGAACGAAGGCAGCAAGUGUUGGAACGCAAACGAAUAGACUACUGGAAUCUUGUGAAACAGUAUUAUAACACAGAGAGAGAUGAAACUUACCAAGAUACAUACAGGCAGAUUCAUAUAGACAUCCCUCGCAUGAGCCCACUGAUUGCCUUGUUUCAACAAAAGACUGUUCAAGAAAUGUUCGAAAGAAUAUUGUUUAUCUGGGCAAUUCGACAUCCAGCAUCUGGUUAUGUUCAGGGCAUAAAUGAUUUAGUCACACCAUUUUAUGUAGUUUUCCUGCAGGAAGUGAUACCAGAAGAUGGUGAUAUUGACAACUAUGAUGUUGAAAGUUUGCCACAAGAUCAUAGAGACAUAAUAGAAGCAGACUCAUUUUGGUGCCUUUCAAAAUUUCUGGAUGGCAUCCAGGAUAAUUACAUUUUUGCACAACUUGGUAUUCAGCAUAAAGUCAAUCAACUCAAGGAGCUUAUUCAACGAAUUGAUGGCCAGCUGCAUAGGCAUCUCCAGAAUCAUGGAGUGGAUUAUUUACAGUUUUCUUUCCGGUGGAUGAACAAUCUGUUGACCCGUGAACUGCCAUUACACUGUACAAUUCGCCUAUGGGAUACAUAUCUAGCAGAGUCCGAUGGAUUUGCCUCGUUCCAGUUAUAUGUGUGUGCUGCAUUUCUCUUGCAUUGGAGAAGAGAACUCUUGCUUGAAAGAGAUUUCCAGGGCCUUAUGUUGAUGCUGCAGAAUUUGCCUACACAGAAUUGGACCCAUGCUGAAAUAGGAAUGCUAGUGGCAGAAGCAUACCGACUGAAAUUUACCUUUGCAGAUGCACCAAAUCAUCUUCAAAGUGGAGAAAGAUGACACCCGGAUCCUGUGAACUUGCAUCGUGUCAAUUAUGUUUUAUAUUAUUUGUAGGGAUGAAAGAAGGUUGGCGGAGAAAUAUUUUAUUUAGUUUGGCCUUUAUAUUGCACUGCUUUGUAUAUUCUUGUUGAUAAUCAGCUGUUAUGGUAUUUUGCCAAAAUACAUUUAUAGAUUUAGUUGCAGUCAGUAUGUGGAACAUAUUCACCAGGAGUCCUCGAGAGCAAAGUAAUCUGUGUGUGUGUGUGGGGGGGGGGG